GCCACAGCCGUCCGAGUCCCCCAAUCCCAUCACUGAUGCCACCACCAGUAGCAACCAUGGCCGUCCUCAGAGCAUCCCCGCUCCCACCCCAGCCUCUUCCCUCUUCCUCCUCCUCCUCCACCCCCCAGUCUCAGCGGUCCCCCAGAGGCAGCAUCACCUCCGCAGCGCUCUCAAGAACAGGCCCGCACCCUCCUCUUCUCAAGACCGGCUGCCGCGGCGGCGCCAAGAAGAUCCUUCUUGCAGGAGGAGGGCGACUCCCCUGCUUGCCCACAAAGCAAGAGGUCGGCGCGGUAGGCGGUGCGGAGGAGGAACGAUACCUCGCGAGGGAGGCCGGGUGGGGAGUGCGGCGGAUGGGGCGGAUCGGCGAGGAGAUGAGGCGGGUGGCGCUCGUGCAGGCCGAGGCCUUCCACGUCCCCGUUGCGCUCUUCAACGACUUCUUCUUCGAUUUCUUCAAAGCAGAGGUGUUGGCGGCGCUCAUUUACAAACUGAGGAAUUCGCCGCCUGACAGGUACGCGUGCUUGGUAGCAGAAGAAGCCGAUGAGCUGUUGCAGUUGCAGUCGCAGGCACCAUUUGAGAAGAUCAUUGGGGUGGUGGAUUGCACGGUGCAGGACGAAGGCGACAUCCUUCGGAACCUCCAAGGCGUCCAGGAGUACUUUUACGUAUCAGGAAUAGCAGUGCUGCCAUCAUUCAGGAGGAGGAAGGUGGGCACCGCCCUGCUGAAAGCGUGCGAGGUGUUGGCUCUAGAAUGGAGGCAGAGAUUCAUGGCUCUUAGGGCAUACGAGGAUGACAGCAGCGCUCGAGGACUCUACGCAAAGGCAGGGUACAGGGUGGUGUCAAGGGAUCCUGGGUGGGUCACCUGGGUUGGGAGGAGGAGGCGUGUUCUCAUGAUAAAAGACUUGCCGGUUCAUGAUGCUCAGAUCCAACAGCAAUGACAUGCUUGUCCUAGUAGGUCCCCGUAUAUAUAUGUCCCCUGCUAAUUCCUUGCGUCUGGUGUAACUAUGGCAUUUUUUUGGGGGGUUUAAUCAUUGUGUAGCAUGAAUUGGUGCUGGACUAUUAGUUUUGAAUUAUUCUCUGCAUAA
Molecule: messenger RNA, 1079 nt
Organism: Aegilops tauschii subsp. strangulata
Lineage: Eukaryota; Viridiplantae; Streptophyta; Magnoliopsida; Poales; Poaceae
Product: GCN5-related N-acetyltransferase 10, chloroplastic
Biological process (GO): mitotic sister chromatid cohesion
Cellular component (GO): NatA complex
Molecular function (GO): N-acetyltransferase activity
Source: RefSeq, a predicted model, not a curated record